Mytilus trossulus (common blue mussel) is the source of this 8800-nucleotide messenger RNA. RefSeq names its product endoribonuclease Dicer-like. Gene Ontology annotation, molecular function: ribonuclease III activity; RNA binding; protein binding. Gene Ontology annotation, cellular component: RISC complex; nucleus; cytoplasm. The record is from RefSeq and is a predicted model, not a curated record. NCBI's taxonomy places the organism in Eukaryota, Metazoa, Mollusca, Bivalvia, Mytilida, Mytilidae. The transcript is spliced from 17 exons. The coding region runs from base 113 to 5662 and encodes 1849 amino acids. Gene Ontology annotation, biological process: siRNA processing; rRNA processing; pre-miRNA processing.
UUUUGACGAUUUUCCGGCAAAUGAAGAAACAAAUGUGAAAACAUUUAAAAAACAGCAUCUACAAUUUCUGAUUGUGAUGCGGACGUAGGCGCAUUCCCAUCAAUAUAUAAAGAUGGUUAGGAUAGGACCAGACACCUCAAAAAGACUGCCCAGACAUCUUAGAAAUGAAGAUAUACCAACACAUACCUUUACACCACCUACCUAUCAAGUGGAGCUACUUGAUGCAGCAUUACACAGAAAUACCAUUGUGUGUCUGGGAGCAAGUUCUGGGAAAAUGUUUCUGGCUGUCAUGGUACUUCGUGAAUCAUCCUAUCAGCUCAGGAAACCAUUGAAAGAAGGGGGCAAGAGAAGCGUGUAUCUUACUGAUAAUGAAACAUUUGUUGAUCAGCAGGUUCAGAUAAUACAGCACCAUACAGACCUUCAGGUCAGUCAGCAUUUGAAUAAAGAUAGCAUAGAAACCAUGACAACAGAAAAAUGGCAAGAUCUCAUAACAUCAAAUCAUAUCCUAUUUCUAUCAUCACAUGUUUUGAAUUAUGUUUUGGAAGAGAACAUUUUACAUCCUUCAAAAGUGAAUGUAGUAAUUUUUGAAGAUUGUCAUGUUGUUAAUAAAGAUCCUGUAUAUGCUCAAAUUUUACAAAAGAUAAAUGACACCUCAUUGGAAUGUAAACCAAGAAUUCUAGGACUAACCUCAUCAGUGACAGCCACACGCUGUCAGAACCCAGCGGAACUAGAAUCAACAAUAUCAACACUAGAAACUAAACUAGAUGCUGUUGCAGAAACCUCAACUCUGAUUAUGUCCCAGAGAUAUGGAAUGUGGCCAAAAGAACAAAUUAUCAACUGUGACAAGUAUGAAGAUACAACUGGUUUAGUAGAUCAACUUGAAAAUAUACUACUCGAUGCUCUGGAAUUUCUGGAAGAUUUCAAAAUUAAAGAAGAUGAAGAAAAUGAAAAAAAAGUAAGCAAUGAUCCAUGUCAAAUCUCAAAAACUGUUGUAUGUGAAUGUCUUAAUAUUUUGUAUAAACUUGGUCCUUGGUGUGCUGCUAGUAUAGCACAGAUGUUUCUUACUCAACUUGAAAAAAUGGAAAAACAAGAAACGGAAGUAUUAGCUAAAAAGUUUUUAAGAUUUAGUUCAACACAGUUAAGAAUGCUUAACACAGUAUUUGAAAAUAACUUUACUCCAGAUUAUAAUGUUGAUGCUUUGCUUUUAUAUGCAUCUCCAAAAGUACGAGAACUUGUGAACCAUUUGAAGAAUUAUAAACCAGACUACGACUUUAUGAUAAUAAGUAGCGAGGAUAUGGAUGGAAUGAUGGGAGAUAAUGAAUCGGACAUGUCUGAUGAUUCGGAAUUCGAUGAAUCUGAUGCUGAGAAUGAAGAGGAUAAUAGAAGAUCCAAUGUUAUUCAUGUAGCAAUUAAAAAAGAAGGAUCAGAUGAUAGCACCAAAAAGGCGUCAGAUCCAUUUUCUGUUGAUGCUGAGAAAUAUCUGUGUGGUAUUGUCUUUGUGGAUCAUAGAUUUGUAGCAAUAGCACUGAACAAGAUGCUGGAGGAAGUUUGUUCAUGGGAUGACAGUUUAUGUUUUGUCAAAUGCCACCAAAUUACAGGCCAGAAAAAGAAAACUCUAAAAAAGGAUAUCAACAAAAAACAAGAGGAUAUUUUAAGGAAAUUCAGACUCCAAGAGCUUAAUUUGUUGAUAGCAACAAGCUUUUUAGAAGAUGGAAUUGAUGUUCCAAGAUGUAAUAUGAUUAUGAAAUUUGAUCAACCUAAAGAUUACAGGUCAUACAGCAGAUCUAAGGGUUUAGCAAGAGCUAAAGAUGCAGAGUAUCUUAUACUAAUUGACGAUAGUAAGACAGAAACAUUCAAAGAAGACCUCCAGAUGUUUAAAGGUGUUGAAAAAGUUUUGAUUGGAUGGAGACAGAAUAAAGAAAGUGAAAAUGACCUUGAAGUAAUAGAAGAUGACUUAGAUUGUAUAGAGUUACUUCCCCCUUAUUAUCCCAACUCUGACAUGCCAACCAUCCAAGUCAACUUAUGUAAUGCUAUAGCAUUAAUCAAUAGAUAUUGUGCCAAACUGCCAAGUGAUGCCUUUACACAUCUGACACCCAAGUGUCAUCUAACCAGUGUCAAGGUCAAUGGAGCCUCAAUGUACCAAGCUAAACUUAGAUUACCAAUCAAUUCACCUAUUAAAAUACAAAUAACAAGCGAUUUAAUGCCGACUAAAAGUUUGGCCAAGAGAGCAGUUGCAUUGAAGAUGUGUCAAAACCUCCAUGAAGAAGGUGAAUUAGAUGAUCAGCUUGCUCCUGUUGGGAAGGAAUUAUUUUCUCUAGAGGAGGAUGAUAACAAUGAAUGGGAUGACGAAGACUUGAUGGGAGAAGCUAGACCAGGAACUACAAAGAGGAAACAGUAUUACCUCAAAAAGACUGCCAAUAUACUGUUAAGAGGAUAUCCUGAGAAACAAAAGAAUAAUUUGUACCUACUAAAAAUGAAGCUGACAAAACCAAUCUCUGAUGAUCAGAAUACCAGAGGAAGAAAACUCAAUGACCCAGAGGAGACCUCAAGGUCAUUUGGUCUGUUAACCUCUGUUACAAUACCACAGGUCCCAGAAUUUCCAGUAUAUACAAGAUCAGGGGAAGUAACUACAAGUAUAGAACUACUUAAAUCUGAUGUGUGUUAUAGUCAAGAGGAGCUAGAAAGAUUAUCAAAAUUCCACCGAUUUGUGUUCAGCAAUGUCUUACGACUAGAGAAAGAUCCUAUGAUUUUCUCUCCCAACCAAGCUGAGCUUGGCUACUUAAUUAUUCCUUUAGGAAAAGGUACUGAAGAAAUUGCUGUUGAUUGGGAGUUUAUUGAAAAAGUAGAAAAGUAUAAGCUCCACGAGAGAAGAAAUAUAUAUGAUACAGAAAGAGAACUCUUUGAAUUUACCAAAACAGAUUAUGAAGAUGGUGUUGUAAUGCCAGGAUACAGGAAUAUUGAUCAGCCUCAACAUUUUUAUGUAGCCGAAAUCAGAAUGGAUCUCAACCCAGCAUCUCCAUUUCCCUCCCCAGAACUCUAUAAAACUUUUGCUGAAUAUUAUAUAACCAAGUAUGGUUUAUCAAUUACAAAUUAUGAGCAACCUUUAUUGGAUGUUGAUCAUACAUCUGCUCGGCUCAAUUUGUUAACUCCACGAUAUUUGAAUCAAAAAGGUGUGGCUUUGCCAACAAGUAGUGCAGAGACAAAGAAAGCAAGACGUGAAAAUUUACAACAGAAGCAAAUUCUUAUUCCAGAAUUGUGUGAAAUCCAUGUAUUCCCAGCCUCUUUUUGGAGAAAGGCUGUUUGUUUACCAACAAUUCUUUACAGAAUGAACUGCUUAUUAGUGGCUGAGGAACUUAGAAUUAUAAUUACAGAAGGUGCUAAUAUAGGACAAGCCUUAAUUCCUGAGGGAUUUAUCUAUGAUGCAUUGAGUUUCUCUUUUCUCAAAGAUGAAGAAACUGAUGAUAUCCCUCUGGACAUGAAUCCCUCAUCUGAGCAGUCGGAUGAUGAUGAAGCUGAUCAAACAGGAAAAGGUGUAGAAAAGUCUUUCAGUAGUAAUGGUUGUGAUAUUAACAGUCAGGUGAAAGAUGAUUUUAAUCAUACAAAUGUUAUUAAUAUAGUUGAUGAAAAAAACUCAAAGCGUGCAGAAACAUUCCAAGAUGUUGAUAAAUCGUUAGAAACCAAUGAAAAUACUGAUACUGUUGUAUCCACAAAUGGCUGGCCAAAUGAUACUGACAUUCCAGAGAUUCCAGAUAAUCAGUCGUCAGAUACUGUAUCUCAAUUAUCAUCAAACCCUGUACAAACUGCUGAAGUUUGUUGUGAAUUUGACAAGUUGGUGCUGUCUAAAUCUGAGAAUGAAAACAAUAUGAACAAAGAAAUGGAAAUACAAAUGAAUCAAUCGCAUAAUGAUUCUACUGAACAAAAUGGAAACAGUUCUCCAGAACGGGUUGUAGAACAGGAUGUGUUCAAUCAGGUGGAACACUUUGGAGGAAAGCCAGUGAGGAAAAAGGUUGAAGAUGUUGAAGUAACUGAAGAAGAGCUUGAUAAGCUGAUGUCAUUUGACACUGAUGUGGUGACUGGAGAUUUUAUAGGUCCUUCACCAUGUAUGAUUUUACAGGCCCUGACCAUGUCUAAUGCUAAUGACUUUUUUAGCCUUGAAAGAUUGGAGACCAUUGGUGAUUCAUUCCUUAAGUAUGCUAUCACUGUAUAUCUUUUCUGUACAUAUCCUGGAGUUCAUGAAGGAAAGUUAAGUUAUUUACGUAGCAAACAAGUUAGUAAUUGCAACUUGUACAGACUUGGUAAAAAGAAAGGUUUAGCUGAAUGUAUGAUCUCAACAAAAUUUGAACCCUAUGAAAAUUGGUUGCCACCUGGGUAUCUAAUUAAUGAGGAAAAAAGGAAAGGACCUGUGCCAAAAGUCUUAUUGGCAACAAAAGUAGAUAAAAUACCUGGCAGCAGUUCUGCUGUGAAUUUUUGUGACAUUAAAAUUGAAAGUCAUCCACAUCAUUUAACAAAUGGAUGGGACAAAUAUGUCCCCUGCUCAAAAGAGGAAAAUGAAUUUAAUAAAGAAUUGAAGGAAAUUCAAGCCAAUGUUGAAGAGGAAGAUAGAUCUGAUUCAUCUGAUUGUUUGAUUCCCUACUGCUUACAGACUCUUCAUAGCUUGCCUGACAAGAGUAUAGCUGAUUGUGUUGAGUCAUUGAUAGGUUGUUACCUCACUAGUUGUGGAAAGAAAGUGGCAUUAAGGUUCAUGUCAUGGUUGGGUCUCCGAGUUCUACCUCAGAAAAAAUCUUUACAGCAGACUGGUUGUGUAGACACACAUGUAUUAUCAUGUCCAAACUCUCCACUGUUUGAUGGGGAACCAGAUUCUGUCAAUCAGCUUCAACAUCUAUUGAUUGGUUUUGACAAACUGGAGGAAAAAAUCCACUACCAUUUCAAAGACCGAGCAUAUCUACUACAGGCCUUUACUCAUGCUUCAUAUCAUUAUAACACAGUAACAGACUGUUAUCAAAGGUUAGAAUUUUUAGGUGAUGCAAUAUUAGAUUAUGUGAUAACACGACAUCUAUAUGAAGACUCGUGUAAAUAUUCACCCGGUGUACUUACUGACUUACGGUCAGCUCUAGUCAAUAAUAAUAUAUUUGCUGCACUUGCUGUUAAAUGGGACUUCCAUAAGUUCUUCAAGGCAAUAUCUCCUCCACUCUUCAAUGUUAUAGAGAAGUUUGUUACUAGGCAGAAGGAGAGAGAGGACGAGAUUGAUCUAGAAGAUGAGGAGCAGGAAGAAGGAGAUGAUGAAGUGAAAGUAGAACUAGAAGUUCCCAAAGCCUUAGGGGAUAUAUUUGAAUCAUUAGCGGGUGCUAUAUACCUGGAUAGUGGAAUGUCUUUAGACACAGUUUGGAGGGUUUACUAUAGAAUUAUGAAACCACAAAUAGAAAAAUAUCUGAAGAGUAUUCCUAAGUCACCUGUCCGAGAACUUCUAGAGAUGGAGCCAGAGACAGCUAAAUUUGAGAAACCAGAAAGAACGUUGGAGGGAAAAAUCCGUGUAUCAGUGAAUGUUGUUAGUAAAGGGGUAUUUACUGGUGUUGGAAGAAAUUAUAGGAUUGCUAAAAGUGCUGCUGCCAAAAAAGCCUUACGAGGAAUAAAAACUAUGCAAGCUCAGGGACUGGUGCAAUAGAUGUCAUUGAAAAAAAACAAAAAAUGUGCCAUAACUUACUAUAGAUUCAUUUUUAAAUUUUUCACAUUUUCUAAUACAUUGGAUAGAAAUUUAAGUCCUGAAUCAAAAUAUCAAAGGUAAAGCUAAUACUUAGUUCAUGAGUGAAGAUAAAACAGAGUUAUAACUUAAUCAUGUUUAGGUUGUGUUAAAACUUUAAAGUUGUGUAGAUCUUAACAGUCAAUAUAUUUCCUAAUGUCUUUGAUUUAAGGAGUCUUCUCUUUGUUCAUAUUUCAGUAAUUUUCACUUUUUGCUGUUAUUCUGGUGGUUUUUUUUUGUGAAAAUGUUAACCAAGUCCCUUAAUAUGAGGAUAUGAUACAGUUAAUAUCAACCAUCAAAUUUUUUUUCAGAAAUUUUGAGAUAAGUCAAUUUUGAUAUGUACUUUUUUAUUAUGUAAAAUAUAUCAUCAUGACUUUAAUACUUUUCUAGAUAUAUCAGUUUGUUGUGGCCUAUUUAUGAUGAAAUAUAGAUUAGUGCAAUAUUCAAGUAAAACAUCAUGAAAAGAGAUAAUUUCUGUUGGUUUUCUAUAAGUAUGUUCCUUAGUUAUAGAUUUUCUAGUUUUCUAACACAUUACAAAAAGAUAUAAGUUGAUCAAAUUUAAACGAUUUGAAUUCUUACAAUUACUUCUGUGGUGGAAGAUUUUGACAUCAAACACAUACAAAAAAAAGAUUUGCCACUAAAAUUUGAAAUUUAUUGAAAAAAAUUAAUAGAGGGUCACCAAAUUUAUUUUCACAGUAUAAAUAAAUCAAUCGUAUUUGUAUUAUCUGAAAUUAUCACACCUCAGAUAAUUGGUGACAAUAAUUUGUUAACAACAUCACAUGGUGACUUCCUAGAGCCUUUGACCUCAUCCACAUGGAUUUUGCUAACCUUCUAUGGACUUAUAGGGGUCAGUAGCAAACCAUAUGACUCUUAGUUUUGAAAAUUAAAUUAUAAGUCACAGAUUGCAGAAAUUUGGUAUCAAGCUUUCUGAGAGUAUUCUAUACUGUGUGAUGCAUUUUUACAUUCAUAGCUUGUCAACUUCCUGUUUUAUUACUAAAUACUUAAUACAUGUUUUAAUUGUUAAUUGACAUUGAUGAAAUUUUUGUCACAGUUAUCUCAGGUUCUAUGAAUCAGAGCUUCCUGUAUAAUAUCUAGCUUCAUGUGAGCAUGUUAUACUGUUGGAUGACAGAAUCAUCACACAUAUAAAAGUAAUGCACCUGUUAUUAUUGAAUUGUUGCAGGAUUUUUUUUUCAUUUUUCCAUAGAUAAGAUCAAAAUUUUAACAAAUACGUACCAAAUUUUUUUUUCAUAUCUUUGAACUUCACAGAAAUUUUGCAGACCUAUAGAAAUUGUUAACCUUCCAUUAUGUAGUUAUUUCAUGAUUUUGUAAUUGCUUAUGUUUUAUAUUUCCUUUAUAUUUAAAUUCAUUAUAUUUUAUUGUUUAAAAAGCAAAAAGUGCAACCAGACCAGUAGAGUCUUUGAUAUAUUAUUUUCUCUCUAUUAAUUGGUUCCUCACAGAAUAUCACCUGGUAUAGAACUUUAAGUAAAAACUUUAAACUAUUCUACCUCUUUAUUUGUCAUGUGAACAACUUGUGAAACAACUUUAUAUUAUUUCGACUCAGAUUUUAACUGAAGAUUUGUAAGUGAAAUAAUUUCAUGCAGUUUUAUUACUGUAAAUUUAGAAAUUAUUGCGUGCAUUUAUUAUUGUGAUUUUUCACAAAUAGACAACAUUACGAGUGAUUACUAUUGUGAUUACAAAAAAAAUUGCAUAAAGAUGUAUGUUUCUGUUAUCAAAAUGCGAUGUCUUAUUAUUGCAAUACUCACCCAGACACAUUAUUCACAUUAAUAAAAACCUCGCAAUAAUUUCUGAAUUUACAGUAGCCAAAUGUAGAUUUGAACGCUAGAGUUUCAAUUGUCUUUGGUCUAAAUGCAGUCGGUAUUCUUGUUCUGUUUUAAGAAGAUAAUUGAAAUAUAUGCCAAUAGACUUUCCUUUAAAUAAUUCUUUCUCACCAAUAAGCCCAAAUAUCAAAGACUUGACAAAAUGUUUCCCAGUCUUAACAAUAAAUUGAGGUAGAGGGAUUUCCACCAUGGAGGCUCCCAAAUUGAAAUUUUGAAAGAGCAAUUUUGUCUACAAUUUUAAACAAAACAAUAAUUUCACAAUGACAUGAGGCUUAUAAAAGUAUGAGGAGGCCAAAAAAUAAAUGUAUUUGAAGGUCCUUUUGAAGUUUUUUUUAGGACUAUGACAGCCAUCUUGCACGCAAAACCCCCAUGGGCAUUUUGAAAAGUUGGCAGGUAUGGAUUCAUUAUGUCUACUAUUUUUCUAGUAUAACCAUUGAUUAUGCCAAAAAAGUUUUUUUCGAACAAUUUAAAAAAAAAUUGUACUGUUUUGAAAUCCAUAUAUUUUUUUAGUACCGGUAUGAUUGAUCUUAAAUUGAUGUAAAUACAUAAGCUUUUGUUUCAUGUUAUCUUGGACAGCAUGUAUGUAUUACAGAGGAAUCUAUUUUCGGUAUUUUGUACUGAAAAUUUAAAAUUUUAAUGGAAAUACGUUUUUUUUGUGACAUAAUUUUGAGGAUUGGAUAACCUAAUUUUGAGAAAUGCUAGCUUAUUUAAACUCUAUCAGAUUUGAUGAUUUCUUUAAAGUAAAUUGUGGUUAUAUGAAGUUAAAAGGAAUGGACAAUGAAAUAAAUUAUAGAUAACAAAUAAAAUUGAAGAAAGUUUAUUUUUAUAGUAUCUGAGAGUACAUACUUACUAGAACAAAAUGUAUAAUUAAAUAUUCUAAUUGUUUAUUGUAUUGGUGCUACUUAAAAUGUAAUGAAAAGAAAGAAGAAACUACAGUAUAAAUGUUUUAUGUUCUCACUGUUACUUAACCAUAAGGUUUCAUACAUCUUUUCAUCUGUAUUUUAUAAGAGUGCUUAUACCUUUGUUUUAACGUAAUAUGACCAUCAAAAGUGCUGAAUCUUCAUUUUAAAAUAUGACCAUAAAAAGUGCUAAUUCUUUGAUUUAUGGUAUUGAAACCAUAUAAAGUGCUGAUUCUUUGUUUUAAGGUAUAACAAAAUGAAAUGUAUAACCAUAAGAAUUGCUGAUUCUUUGUUUUAAUUUAUCAUGAACAUAAAAAGUGGUGAUU